Molecule: messenger RNA, 2161 nt
Organism: Betta splendens (Siamese fighting fish)
Lineage: Eukaryota; Metazoa; Chordata; Actinopteri; Anabantiformes; Osphronemidae
Gene: cfap299
Product: cilia and flagella associated protein 299
Exons: 6
Coding region: 28-735 (235 amino acids)
Source: RefSeq, a predicted model, not a curated record
AUAGCAGCGUUCACAGACGCAGAGAAGAUGGAGCAAAGCGGAGCCGCUCGUUUCCUCGACGCCGUAACUCAGUUUAAAACCUACGAAGAUUAUCUCGACUCCAAAGUGACGCCGAUGGAUUUAUUUUACCUAAAAAGCAGGGAGUUGGCCCGUAGGCUGGUGGAGCACGGCCACAAGGGCACGGUCCUGAGCAGGGAGGAAUUUAUGGAGAGGACAGCAGCUGCACAGGCUGCUGAGCCUGCAAAGAGCAACGCUUUCUACAACAGCAGCCGGCCAGUGACACUGGCAAGUGCAGGAAAAGAACUCAAAGAUAACUUCCUGAAAGCGCUGGCAGAGCGAGAGGAGGCCAACCGCAGUGGGAAAAUGACUUCGAUCAUUUUCAUAAGGGAUCAUAAUACUCUUGGACAGGAAGUAUCUGGCUAUAUAGACUACGCCCACAGACUCAAGACCCAAGAUUUUGAACCAUAUUUCAGCGGAAAGAAGAGAAUCAUGCCAGGACGCGCAGAUUUAUGCUACUGUAACUGGAAGACGCAGGCGUCCGCGUCCACCUCCAGUCCUAACUUUGAGGUGAUUUACGACGACCCCAACGGACUCCUCUUUAAAAACAAGAGGGACAAGAAGGUCCUGAAUGUCGACCCACAGGCUGGUGCAGGCGAGGACUCCACCAGAACCUUCCUGCAGUCGGACCUCUACGUCCACGUCGUCCUCUACGACCACAGCGUGAGGACGGUGUGAGCGUCAGAGCUGCAGAGCCCUGGAAACCUUUCAUCUGGAGCUGGAGCAGGAGCUGCUGCCCAAGUUGCACCAUUUCCAAGCUGUUUCCUGCAUAUCAUGCGUGCCAUCUGGGUGGAGGAGCGGCUGUAACCCAGGAUCCCAGAGGGACACGUGGACGGACCAGUGUGACCACUUGGCUGUUUUCCUUUAUGCGCCUGAGAUUUGGUGUCACAUCUGUGUGAAGCUGUGACACCGGUUCCGGCCCGGGCUCCGCCGCCUCCGUUUGUUGGGCUUUUGCUCAGAGGCUGGGACCUGCUGGACCCGGGGCUGGUCCCGUCGGUUGACCUCGCGUGUUUCGAGCUGUUUGUCUAAACAAAUUAAAGGCGUAAGAGCCUUGAAAGAUGGCGGGGGCUGCUUUCAUGUCCUCCCCCAGGCUGCGGUAGCUUCAAUUGGACUGGGAGAACGGGUAAUGGGCUUAAAGCAUUCCGCAUGUUCCCAGAUGCAGGGCGCACUUUGCAGGACAUCAAAGUGCUCUAUCAUUUACAUAUUAGUCAUUGACUGUGACAAUUUUAAUGGACAGCAACUCUACAAAUAGCUUUUACUAAACAGGUUUGGAAACGUGUUCCUUUUACAUUUGAAUUUAUUCCCCAGUAACUUUAUCUGUGUGUGUAAACAGGUCACGGGGUCCUUGUUUCGUGUUUAUGAAUGUUUGGGGACCACUGUUUCCAUUUAUCCACACAGGAAACAUGCAGCAGCUCUGCGGAGGCACUUUGUACCGUUCUCACUUCUUUAUGACCCUGAUAUGAGCGGUUGCAGGUUCAGAUCCUGCAGCACUUGAUGAUGGUGGAUGUUUUUAUUGUUGUAGGUCUUCAAAUAAAUCUUUCCAGUUUGUGUUGGGACUCCUGUGAGGAACUGCUUUGUUUGUAAGUGGACUAACAUAUUUGGCAGCAUUGUGUUGAUUCUGGUCUCUUCUCUAAGGCCUGAUUUAACCCAGACGCUCGGACUCCACCGAUCAACAAGCCAUCAUUGUAUUUACAUUUUUUGUGUGAACAGUUCCUCUCAUCUGUUUGGAUCAUGGGGUCUGGUGAUGGUGAUGGAACAGCGAGCUCUGUUCUCCUUCCUGAAAGUGGCAUCAGUUGUUCCAAACACCACUGAACACAUAAAACGCUGAUCCGUCAACCAACAGGCAGAUUACUCUCUGUGCAUCUUCCCUUUAUGCAGUAAAACAACCAAUCGCAAUGAUUUCAAAAUAAAGUCUCCUUUGAGUGCUUGUAUCAUUUAUUGGGCUUUUAAGCUGUUGGGGUUUUAACUGAAACAUGGUUUUAUUGGGUUCAGGCCUGACAUGAGUAGAUGUGACCCUACUGAGCCAGGCCUCAGCUUUUAUCAGACACAGUCUGCUACUAAAAGGGUCAAAUAUGUCGCAGGCCUCAAAACUCUCUUUUCACUC